Molecule: messenger RNA, 372 nt
Organism: Microsporum canis CBS 113480
Lineage: Eukaryota; Fungi; Ascomycota; Eurotiomycetes; Onygenales; Arthrodermataceae
Exons: 3
Coding region: 1-372 (123 amino acids)
Biological process (GO): mitochondrial respiratory chain complex IV assembly
Cellular component (GO): mitochondrion
Source: RefSeq, a predicted model, not a curated record
AUGCCGAGUUCGUGUAAAGACCUGCGCCAGGCGCUGGCGGAAUGUCUGCAGGAAUCAGACUGUAUCAUGGUCCAGCGGAAUACACCUCAGGAAUGUUUGCGUUCUCCCAACCUCGAGCAACUGCCCGUAAAGUGUCAGCAGCUGAAGAAGGGUCUUAGCGAGUGCAAGAGAGGAAUGGUAGACAUGCGCAAGCGAUUUCGCGGCAACCAGCCCUUCCAUCUUGCCAAGGAGACGGAUAGUGCUACGGGCGAGGUAGUCGAGAAGAAGAAACCGGUUCCUCAACUGUACGCUGGACGACCGGCGUUCCAGGCCGUUCAGGAGAUAAGUGGUGAUGAGGUGCAGAUGGACCCUGAGAAGACAAGGGGUUUGUAA